GUUACCGACUCUGUUCCUUGUGUGUUAAAAUCUCAUCAACCAACACAGAAUCUCAAUAUGUACAAUAAUAAAAAUGAAAAUGAUUCUGGAAAUAUUCCUUGUGAUGAUUGGUGGGGUUACGGUGGAGAUGUCAAAACACCAGAGAAAGAAAUGGCACUUGAAAAGUUCACAAGUGAAAUCUGGGAUCACUUGACAGAGGAACAGGUGAACGACAGCGUGUUCCUGAAGCGAUGGCUAAUAGCUCGGCAGUUCGAUGUUGCCCAAGCUGUGGAGAUGUUCCUAAAGAGUAAAUCAUUCCGAGAGAAAAUGAAAAUAGACGACCUGUUGGAGAACUACGUCCCACCCGAGGUCAUUACAAAGUACAUGCCAGGAGGUGAUGUUGGCCAUGACAAAGAAGGCUCCCUCAUCCGUAUCGUCCCAUGGGGGGAGUUGGACAUGAAGGGGAUCAUGUCUUCAACGAAAAGAUCUGAUUUGGUAAAAAGUAAAUUGAUCCAGUUUGAAAACGUCCUUGAGGACUGCAAGAUCAUGUCACAGAAGAUUGAACGACGGGUUAUUGGACAAACUGUCAUUUUUGACAUGGAAAAUGUUGGUACCAGACAUCUGUGGAAGCCAGGCUUAAAUCUCAACAUGUAUCUUUCGCACAUCCUUGAAGAUAAUUACCCGGAAAUGAUGAAGCGGCUAUUUCUAAUUAAUGCACCAAAGUUGUUACCCAUGAUAUACAAACUGGCCAAACCAUUACUCAGUGAAAACAUGAAGCAGAAAAUAUUCGUCUUGGGAAGCGAUUACAAAGAAACGUUACUGAAAUACAUUGAUGCGGAGGAGUUACCUGCCUACUUAGGUGGAACAAAAACAGAUGCAGAUGGAAACCCCUAUUGUCAUAGCUUGAUCUGUUUCGGAGGUAAUGUCCCGAAAGAGUUCUACCUUGAGAACACAGAAGAAUAUGAGACCAUGUCGAGCAUGGUGGUGAAGAGUGGUGACAUGGUCCAGCUGGAGUACAAGGUGGACUUUGCAGGAAGUAUAAUACAGUGGGAUACAAAA
This is a messenger RNA of Octopus sinensis (East Asian common octopus), 1038 nucleotides long. RefSeq names its product retinal-binding protein. Lineage: Eukaryota; Metazoa; Mollusca; Cephalopoda; Octopoda; Octopodidae. The annotation marks the transcript as partial. The record is from RefSeq and is a predicted model, not a curated record. The transcript is spliced from 12 exons. Gene Ontology annotation, cellular component: cytoplasm.